AUGUCCACUGACGUGCAGCCCAUGCAGCAAUCCUACUCGGGAGCCAUGAAAUGGCUCCACUGGGGUAUGGCCGCCGGCAUGAUCACGUGCGUGGCCACCGUCAAGGGUGCCCAAUGGACCAAGGACAAGGCCCUCAAGGGCCAGCUCAUGCUCGUCCACAAGUCCACCGCGCUUCUGGUCCUUGGCAUGCUCGUGCCCCGCCUCGCCGUUCGCCUGGUCUCCAAGAUGCCCGCCGCCGUGCCCGGAGCCAAGUGGGAACACAUUGCCAGCAACAUCAGCCACUUUAGCCUCUAUGCCUUUAUGAUCGUCAUGCCCGUAUCUGGUGUGGCCAUGGGCUACUUUGGCGGCAAGGGUCUUCCCUUCUUCGGCUACCACAUUUCUGGUGCCGGUGCUGACGAUAAGCGACCAGAUAUUGCCAAGAAGGCCUACAACAUCCACACCAAGGCCGGUGUCCUGCUCGAGUACUUUGUGCCCCUCCACAUUGGUGCCGUUGGCUUCCACCUUGCCCGUGGACAGAACAUUUUGGCGCGCAUGGGUCUUGGCUCCGCCACAAGCACGCCAACUGCCGCCGCUGCCGCCGCUGCCAGCAAGACCCUCUGA
This is a messenger RNA of Monosiga brevicollis MX1, 600 nucleotides long. RefSeq lists its product as uncharacterized. The transcript is spliced from 2 exons. The record is from RefSeq and is a predicted model, not a curated record. NCBI's taxonomy places the organism in Eukaryota, Choanoflagellata, Craspedida, Salpingoecidae. Bases 1 to 600 code for a protein of 199 amino acids. Gene Ontology annotation, molecular function: heme binding; electron transfer activity. Gene Ontology annotation, cellular component: plasma membrane. Gene Ontology annotation, biological process: respiratory electron transport chain.